CCUCCGCGAGGUCUGCCCUAACCAACCUAUAAGAAGUAGAGAUAUUUUUGCAGAGGUUACCUUCCGACUCUGUUCAGAGCUCAUUUCUCCAGCAGCCGCUCUUAAACCCUAAUCUCCUCUCCUCUCAUAUCUUUUCUCUCGUUCUCUUCCUCCUCCUCUGCGCAGCUUCUUGGAUAUCCAACAAGAUCAGCAUGGCAUUGUACAAUAAGUUUGGAAGCAUCUUGAAGCAGAGCCUUUCUGCAAAUGGGCAAGGUUCCAUGCUUAACUCUAUCCGCAGCAUGGCAUCAUCAACGAAGCUUUUUAUUGGAGGUCUCUCUUAUGGAACUGAUGACCACUCUCUGAAGGAUGCAUUUUCUAGCUAUGGCGAGGUGGUUGAAGCUAGAGUGAUCCUAGAUCGGGAUACUGGAAGAUCUAGGGGAUUUGGAUUUGUUGACUUUUCCAGCGAUGAAUCUGCCAGCUCAGCAUUGCAGGCCAUGGAUGGUCAGGAGCUUCAAGGGCGAAAUAUUCGUGUGAGUUAUGCAAAUGAGAGACAACCUAGAAGUGGUGGUGCUUUUGGCUCUGGCGGAUUUGGUGGGGGUUAUAGUGGCAGAGCUGCCGGGGGGGAGAGUUUCUGAGCAGUCUUUGCUUUUAGUUAUGGCCUUUCAGGUCACUCUGUUUUGGAGGUUUUUUGUGCUUUCUUUGAUUGCCUUCUUUCUGGAAAUUGUUGGAAGUGUUGGAUUUCUACUGGCCUUGUGAUCAACGCAUAUCGUAUAUAUUGCAGGCCAAGUUUCUAAUAUGAAUUGGUGUUCUUCUCUAGGCUAAUCA
Molecule: messenger RNA, 804 nt
Organism: Punica granatum (pomegranate)
Lineage: Eukaryota; Viridiplantae; Streptophyta; Magnoliopsida; Myrtales; Lythraceae
Source: RefSeq, a predicted model, not a curated record